AUAUAAAAAUCAUUUGGAAAAUUUAGAUGCAGGAAGUGAGUGGUAACGGAGAGGUGAAAGAGAAAUGAGGCGGGGCAGGCGGGCGGGCGUUAAUAUGGGCGGGACGGGCUCUGUCCCCACCCUGCCCGCCCUCACGCCCAGCGGAGGACACAACACCCAUGACAUAACACGCUUCACCCUUCACCAGCUGCUGGUCACCACAGAAAUACUGGUGCCUCCAACGCCAAGGUUUGUCGGUAGAAGUGAAGACUGGCGUCUGGCAGGAUCCUCACACCUCAGAGCUGUCUCUGCUAUACCACCCGGGGUUAUUACACUGGUGGAGAGCGGUGAUGGAGGGCAGGAGGGCUGUGAUGGAGGGCAGGCGAACGGUGAUGGAGGGCAGGCGAGCGCCCUGGCCGCCCUCCCUCCACCUGUGGCUGACUUCCGCUGCAGGAUGCGCCCUCUAACGCAGCCCAAGAAGUAUGGGGCAGUCCCGGCUCCAAUGGGUGACGGCUCCAACCCCUGGGACUACAGUCAACUGCUCCACAGGAGAAGAGCAAGGAUACACCACACUAAGCACUUCCACUGGCGACGACGUGCAGAAUUCGCUGGCCUGGUGAUGGGUUCGUGCCGAAGUCUGCGGACGACCCACCGGCCUCGCCCGCCAGACCUCGUCACCACCCUCACCUCUCGCCUUCCUUCUCGCCUCACUGCUAAAUACGACCGCAUUCUCAAGGACUUGUUCCAAGAACUACGAGAAAGAGAGGUCCAGCCAGUGCUCAUGAAGCCACUGGGGACCUACGAAAGGUAUGAGGUGACGGGGGUUGAGAGAGUGCCUUGGGUGGGGCGGGAGCGGCGGGCCCUCAGCCGCGCCAUGGCCAGCUUCCCGCCAGCUGUGAGGACUGUCAUGGCCCACGCGCUCAGGCCGCUCGAUGCACUCAGCUUGGUCGACAUCCAGGAUGGAGGCGGGGUUGUGGGCGUGGGCGAAGGCGUUGAGCUGAAUGUGUUGAUCACAAGAUGGCGAGCAGCAGCGAGGGCAGGACGAACUCAACUCCGGAAUACAUGGUUCCCUACAUCCCUCUCCGCCAUCCGUGAGGCGGCUCUGGCUACGAACCUCUCACCCUCUCGUAGACACACUGUCAUGCACGCCUUCAACAACCUCUUGGCUUCAAAACUACAAGAGGUACUGAUCCGUAGCGUGGAGAAUGUCCUACGGUGGCUGGCAAGUGAAGAGGAGCCGUGGGUGGGCCCUAGGAUAAAGCUUUAUCUGGUCCUAGACGACAACCAGGUGGUACUUAGUCCAGAUGAGGAGGCACUCUAUUCAGCUUUCACUGACCUUUUUAAAGAGCUGGAUGACUGUGUGCAACUGUAUCGUGGAACUUGGGAUGAGCCGCAGCCCCCCAAAGUGCCCAAGUGGCGUGUACGAGUUGCAGAGAGUGGUCCUUCUGACGACAUUGAAGAAGUGGUUCCACCACUGCGACCCCUCCAACCUCGUCGUGAAACUCUAGUAGUCACACUCUCUGACCCUCAAUGGGAGGGCUUUCGCAGCAUGCUCACUAGUAGCAUUCAAUGCAGGUUCACCAAGGCUGCAGAGUUUUUGGAUCAGAUCUCCAGUGAAUGGUCAUCUGUGUUAAAUGGGAAUGUAAGAAGUGAGAUAGACCAUUUCCUGAGCCAGGAUGCAGAACUAGACGAGUAUGCAGGCCAGGUUCGCCAUUACUCUGCCUAUGUUGAGCAGGCUAGUCACGUUCCUACCUCUGCCACGCUUCAUGUCUUUAGACUAGAGUAUAAAUUUCUACGACAAAGUCUGCUGUUGGUGUCAUCUUCCUUUGUAUCAAUGCUGCGAGACAAACUGAUAGCUGAUCACCGGGAAACAACACAGGGGCUCAACCAACAAUUUGAAACGAUUCACAAACAUAUUCAGGAGGUACCAAAGUCUACAGAUGAGCUGUUCAAACUGAUGGAAUAUGUGGAAGAAGUGCGUCGCAUUACCAUCCACCGUCUGGCAGAGGAGGUAGCUGCAAUGGUUGUCAGGCUCAAGGUGAUUUUGGAUGUUGUGCAUCUGACUCCUGAUGACUUGGCUACCACUGCUUCUGUCAUUGUCUGGCCAUCUAAGCUGAAGCCUGUCAUUGAUCGAGCUGUUGAGUCAUUGGAGGAUUUAAAACAAGAAUUUGAAGAGAUGUUGGUGGAAAGGUCAGGUGAGGUCAACCACACCUUAGAACGCAUUCAGCAGUUUGUGACGGAGCUGGAAGAGCUGUCUGAUGUGUGUCAUGUCAACAAGUACAUCAGGGAAGUGCGAAAGCUUGAGGGAAGAUUGGAGAAGGUGAGCACACUGGUCACGUGGGUCAACCAGGAAGAAUCCCUCUUCAAGUUCCAGCUUUCCUCCUUUCCUCUUCUGGCUGAACUUAAAGACUGUUUGGUGCCAUACGAUGAACUUUUUACUCUAGUUAUGAAGUGGCGCAAGUAUGAGAAGUAUUGGAUGGAUGGAGACUUCACUAGUCUCGACCCAGAUUUUAUAGAUGGGGAAACAGAGGAGUUAGCAAGGGAAUUAUUCCGGCUUCGUAAAACUUUUAAGAUGAAGUUCAAGCAACAGGCUUUAGAGGGUGACCCACGAAAGGCCAGAAUGAAUCUAGAUGACCCUAAUCCAGAUAACCUGCCAGGACCACUUCGAGUGUGCGCUCUUGCCCUCACUCAGAUCAAAAACUUCAAGGAGCAUCUACCACUGGUGUCUGUUCUGUGUAACAAAGGUUUGCGACCACGUCACUGGCAAAAUCUCAACAAGGCAGCUGGAUUUGACAUUACUCCCAAUGCUGGCACCAGUCUUCGAAAAGUGGUGCAAAUGCAGCUUGGAGGAUUGUUAAAGGAGUUUGAGGUAGUGAGCAGUGGUGCAUCUCGUGAGUACAGCCUUGAGCUGUCACUAGCCAAUAUGCAGCGUGCUUGGCAGACAGCAAAGCUGAGGAAGGUCCCACAACCAGAGGCUGAUGUAGAGGUACUGGCAGGGCUGCAAGAAGUGCGGGAGCUGGUGGAGGACCAUCUCAUUACAACACAUACCAUUAAAAACUCUCCCUUUGUUGGACCAUUUCAAGAUGAAGUGAAGGAGUGGGAAAGUACCCUACGGAUAGUGCAGGAGACGAUUACUUUAUGGUUGAAGGUACAGACACUCUGGAUGGAGUUAACUCCUGUCUUUUCCACUCCUGAUCUACCAGUUCAACUUCCAGAUGAAUUCAAACUGUUUAAGGAGCUAGACAGAAAAUGGGUAGCAGUGAUGGAGGAGACUGUUUCUGCAAAGCAACUGCUGGAUGUGGUUGGGGAUGUUCGGGCUCUUGAGGAAGUGUCAUUAUCCCUCAGCAACUUUGCCAUAAUUCAGAAAGCUGUUUAUACCUACCUAGAUAACAAGCGGAGGAUCUUUCCAAGAUUGUUUUUCCUCUCAAAUGAGGAACUGAUCUCUCUGCUUUGUGAAAAGGAUGUGAUGCACCUUGAAAAUCACACCAGAAAAUGCUUUGAUGGUGUCCACUCCCUGCACUUGGAUGACAAUUGUGAUAUUUAUGCAGUUUCCAGCAAGGAAGGCGAGGUUGUUUCACUUAUCAAGAAACUGCCAACAGCUAAUGCCCAUCAAAGCAUUGAAAAUUGGCUGCUCCAGUUUCAGGAAUCUCUUAUCUAUACGCUGAAGAUGAAAACAUGUGCUGGUGUCGACACUUGGUCUCGACAAAGUGGUAGCAGUAAUAAAGAUAUUGAUAGUCUCUUACUAUCUUGGCCCCUUCAAGUAACACUAAUAGUAAGACACAUCUUUUGGACUGCAGAGGUUCAUCAAGCUAUCUGUGGUGGCACUCAGGCUCUGCAAGAAUGUUUGAAAAGAGUAGAGAGUGAAGUUCGGACUCUUAUUUCCAUGCUUAGAAAAAGUGAUCUAGACAGCAGUAGGCAAUCUGUCAGUACACCUCAUUCUCCAGAGACUCCUGGCACCCCUUCAACCCCAGCAUCAUCCAGAGUGAGCACAACCUCCGCUAUUCCUCCUAAUCCAUCUCGUCAUUCACUCUCCACCCUCAUAGUGGUUACGGUAUAUGCAAGAGACAUUCUCAUUGACCUGCUCAGUCGAGCUGUUUGUGAUGAGGAAUCAUUUGCUUGGCUUGCUCAGCUCAGGUGCUAUCUAAAUGAAGAUGAAAUAGAAGCAAGGAUGCUUUACUGUUCUCUGCCUUGGGGUUGGGAAUACAUUGGAGCAGAGGGCCGCUUGGUGGUAACUCCCCUCACUUGCCGUGCUCAACAUGCCCUGGUUACGGCCUACCAAGCACAUCUGGGAGGAGCACCAGAAGGGCCUGCUGGCACUGGAAAGACAGAAACAGUCAAGGACUUGGCUCGGUCACUGGCCAUGAACUGUCUUGUAUUCAACUGUUCUGAUGACUUGGAUUUUAUUGCCAUGGGAAAGUUCUUCACUGGAGUUGCUGCAUCUGGAAGCUGGGCUUGCUUUGAUGAGUUCAACAGACUUGAGGUGGGAGUAUUAAGUGUAGCAGCCCAACAAAUCCUGACAUUGAUAAGUGCUAGACGGGAGUUCAAAGACACUUUCAGCAUGGAAGGGGGGCACCCUCUUGCUCUUAACCCAAAAGGUUUUAUUGCUGUGACAAUGAACCCACAGUAUCGGGGUCGUGUUGCACUCCCUGACAAUCUUAAGCUUCUACUUCGACCUGUAUCGAUGAUGAUGGCAGACUACCACUCCAUUGCGGAGGUUUCAUUGAUGUCAUGUGGGUUCUUGCAUGCCCGUGCCCUUGCUUCACGUGUUGUCAGCGUUAUGAAUCAUGCUCGGCAGAUGCUUCACCCUCACCACCACUAUGACUUUGGUAUGCGAGCUGUGAAAACCGUCCUGAUGGUCACUGGAAGACUGCGGAUCUCAUUUCCCGAGUGGUCUGAGACUGAAGUUGUUCUCCGAGCCUUAAGAGAGGUCAAUCAUCCUAAGCUGGUGGCUGAAGACUUUCAUAGAUUUGAAGACAUUCUGGUAGACUUUUUCCUAGAGUUGCCACCCACACCAAAACCACCGGCAGACAGUCUUACUAAUUGUAUUGAAAAGGCAUGUGCUGACAAUGGACUGCUGAUAACUAAUGAGUUUGUGUUGAAGAUCUUACAGCUAAAUGAGACUCUGAAGGAAAGACAUGGUGUCAUGCUUGUGGGACCCCCAUGUGCUGCCAAAACAACCAUAAUAAAGAUUCUGUCCUCUGCCCUGAGUUUGAUGGAGAGUGAUCGGCCAAUCAUGAUUAAUACCCUGAAUCCAAAGACACUGGCACAGGGACAAUUACUUGGCUCCCUAAGCCCACUUUCUCGCGAGUGGUUUGAUGGCCUUAUGUCUCAAAUUAUUAGGCAUGGAAGGUUACAACGAUGCUGGCUGCUGCUGGAUGGUCCCGCUGAUGCUUCUUGGGUAGAAAACCUGAACACUGCACUCGAUGAUUCCCGCAAGCUUUGUUUGCCAUCUGGUGAAACUCUUCCUGUUCCUAAUGAUAUGGCUAUCAUCUUUGAAGUCUUGGAUUUGUCACAGGCUUCUCCAGCCAGUGUGUCUCGGUGUGGUAUGGUAUUUGUGGGCGAUGGCACUGUAAACUGGACUGCCCUGCUACACACCUGGCUUCAUGUUCAUGCUCAUGACACUUGGUGGGAAGAGUACUCCCCUCUCCUUAAAGAUCUAGCCAAUUGGCUCAUCCCACCAUCCCUGGCAUUCUUACUGGAACACUGUUAUUUCUUGUUGCCAAUCACCGAGCUUUCACUCAUCAGGUCUGUAUUUCCGCUUACUGCAACACUGAUACAGGAUGUCUUGCAAGACUCGUCUAUCUCAAUGAAGGACAGUGCUAAGGUGGGCCCCAUCUGGACCACAGCAGCCUUCCUCUUCUCACUCAUCUGGUCUCUAGCUGGUGGUUUGAGCUCAGAAACUAAAGAUGUUUUCAGUAAUUUCUUUAGAAAACUUGCAAUGGGGUACAAUGCAGAUCAUCCAGCACCAAGUUCUAUAGGACAGAUUGGUUGUCCAUACCCUGCUGAAGGUAGUGUCUUUGAUGUGAUGUUUGAUGCCAAGCAGCGGUCUUACUGGCGCCCAUGGACAGAUGUUGUUAAACAUGCUGAAAUCACAGAAACUUCUCAAAUUUCAACCAUCCUUGUUCCUACUAUAGAAUCAGUCAGAUUAGACUACUUGUUAGAUAUAUGUGGACGAGCUACAAAAGGAGUUCUUGUGGUUGGUGGAGGCCAGAGUGGACGAAGAGUAACUACUCUGCGCUACCUUCAAGGCCUAAACACAUCAACAGUUGACACCACGAUACUUCCCAUCACCCCAGCUUCCACUGCACUAUCUCUUAAGGCAAUUGUAAUUAGUCACUUAACAAUGAGAGAGAGUGGGAAGUGGGGUGCUAAGAAUGGUCGUAGACUGCUGGCAUUUGUGGAUGACCUGCAUCUUGCUGCUCAAGAUUCUUAUCAAGCUCUGCCAGUUCAUGAGGCAAUCAGGGAAGCUAUGCAGCAGAAGACUUGGAUCAGCACAGAGAAUACCACAAGGAUGGUGUUAGAGGAUAUUACAUGGAUUGGUGGUAUCUCCCUGGACAAAGGAGGCAAACCAGUGGAUAGUGAUGAGCCUGUGAGGACAGAUUUGCUGGAGCCCAGGUGUUUAGCAGGCUUCAUUGUGAUAGCUGCUCACACUCUUUCUACAGAAACUAUCAACCGAGUUUUCACCACUCAACUUAAUGUAUUUCUCAGGGCUGGAGGUUUUGUGCCAGACGUGUUUACUGUGGUGGCAGGCAUUGUGUCUGGCACCCUUGAUGUACUGCACCAUGCACAAGUGUCAUUGCCACCUUCUCCUACUAGGAGCCACUAUGUAUAUAACUUAUCUACUGCUGCACGUGUUAUCCACUCUGUUAGCUUCCUAAGAAAAGAAGCCAUGGAAACAAAGAGGCACUUUGUCAGAUUGUGGGUACAUGAGAUGUAUCGGGAGUUCUGUGACCGACUGAUGGAGGCCUGGGAAGUGACACCAAUAUAUAAAAUAAUUGUCAACACAAUUAAGACCAACUUUAGGGACAAGAUACAUGUGAUAUUUGAUAAAAUCUGCAACGAUGAUGGCUCGGUGACAGAGUCAUGUUUGGAACGUGCAUGCUGGGGUUUGAUGGGCAGCAUAGACACACCUGCAGAAGAAAGACGUUAUGAGGAACUUACAGAUGCAGCACAACUCCAUCAAACCAUUGCUGCCUUCAUCAACGAAUAUAACAUGGAGAAUAGAGCACCAUUAAAUCUUGUUACUUUCAAGUAUGUAGUGAACCACAUAACACGAAUAUGUCGUGUUUUGGGGCGUGCUGGAGGCCACCUUAUGUUGGUGGGCAUGGGUGGAUCUGGGCGCCGCUCACUUGCCCGCCUGGCAACACACAUCUGUGGACACAAACUUGCUUAUCCACAAAUUACUGCCCAAGAUGGUUAUGCAGAGCUUCAGAAAGUGUUGAAGAAGGCCCUGAUCAGAGCUGGUGUUGAUGAAAAGGCCACAGUUGUGGUAGUGGGGGAUUCAGUGCUUCACCAUCCAACAGUCCUACACAUGCUGAAUACAUUAAUUCUUACGGGGGAUGUGCCCAACUUGCUUCCUCCAGAGGAUUACAGCUAUUUAAUGGAGCGUCUUCGUUUGUCUACGGAAGACCGUAAAGUGAGUGAAGCAGACUUGUGGAAGGAGCAAAUGCAACGUGUAGCGGACCUGGUACAUAUAGUGGUGAUGUGUCCCCCUUCUGCUGUGCUUCGCCACAUCCUCACCCACUACACUGCUUUUGCAACUCGUGUCACCAUGGAUUACUUUAAACCAUGGCCACAAGAAGCUCUUGUUAAAGUUGGUGAGCAUUAUCUGGCAGAAGUUCCACUAAGAAGAUCAAUUAGGGAUGCUGUUAUCUCUGCUGCAACCGCUGCACAUCAAAUGGCCAGGCAGGUGUCAGACCAGAUAAUAGCUGAAGGAAAAUGGUGUCUUCCAGUGACUCCUGCCUUGUAUCUGCACCUUCUGCAAGAGUUUCGUGGUAUGUUUACCAACCGCCAGGCUCACACUGCUUCCCUCAAAAAGAAGUAUCUCUCUGGGCUGGAUAAAUUAGCUUUUGCUGCUUCUCAGAUAUCAGUGAUGCAGGAGAUGUUGGCUUCACUUGGUCCCCAGAUUGAAGAAGCCUCUCAGGAUGUUUCCAAAAUGAUGGAACUUAUUGAGCAGGAAUCUAUGGAGGUUGAAGCUCGAAGGAAACUUGUGGCCAUCGAGGAAUCUGAAGCUGGCGUGCAUGCAGCUCAUGCUCGCACAUUGCAAGAGGAGUGUCAGGCAGAGCUUAAUCGGGCACUUCCAGCUUUACAGGAAGCAGUGGAGGCGUUGAAUACCUUGAAGCCUGCAGAUAUCACUGUCGUAAAGAGCAUGAAAAAUCCACCUCAUGCCAUCAAGCUUGUUAUGGCUGCUGUCUGUGUCAUGCUCGAAAUCAAGCCUGAAAAGAUGAAAACCAGCAGUGUUAAAGUGACAUAUGACUUUUGGGGCCCAAGCAAGCGCCUUUUAGGUGAUCUGAGUUUUCUGCAGCAGUUACGUGAUUAUGAUAAGGAUAAUAUCCCUGAUUCAGUCAUGGAUAAGAUCAACAAAGAAUAUGUUCGCCUGCCAGAGUUUGAUCCCGUUUCGGUAGCCAAGGCAUCAAGUGCUGCUGAGGGUCUGUGCAAGUGGGUUCGUGCCAUGGCAUCAUACAACGCAAUUGCCAAGAUUGUAGCACCCAAGAGAGAACGUCUGGCAGAGGCUGAAGCUGAAGUGGCUGCUCUCAUGUCUUUAGUAGAGGCCAAAAGGGGACAGCUUAGAGAACUGGAAGAGAAGUUGGAAGUACUUCAACGUCGCUUUUCCCUUUCCUGCCGUGAGAAGGAGAACCUUGAGGCUGAGCAGAAACUCUGUGCACUCAAAUUAGAACGAGCCCGAAAACUUAUAAGUGGACUGGGGGGAGAACAGUCACGAUGGGAGGCUGCAGCAGGUGCUGCUGCGGCAGACUUGCUUCGUUUGCCUGGAGACACCUUGCUUGCUGCUGCAUCACUGGCUUACCUUCCACCUCACCAACCAGAUAUUAGGAAUCAACUGUUGGCAAAAUGGUGCAUGGCAGUGAAGAAAGCAGACCUUGAGGUGACUGAUUCAUUCAGUUUAGUAGAUUCUCUCACUCCACCUUUACACAUCCGUGCAUGGGGACUAGAAGGUCUUCCUACUGACUCGUUCUCCCUUCAAAAUGCCACUAUCAUUAAACAUACUGUGAAAUGGCCAUUGCUAGUGGACCCCGAUGACCAGGGUACACGGUGGAUCCAGCAACAUGAGGCUGCAAAUGAUCUGGAAGUCGUCCAGGAGCAGGAUUUUGACAAGAUAAUAACACAGUCUAUCAGCGGAGCUCGGGUAACUGUACUGGAGGAUGCUCUGACUCGUUGCAUUCCAAAGGGUCGGCCGCUUCUCCUCCUUGACCUGUCAGGAGAACCACCACCUAUUCUUAUCAACAUUGUCACCCGUACUACAACAGAAGAAGGUGGUGUUCGAGUUGUAAGUGCAGGAGCUCUCACUCUACAAUACAACAAUAUUUUCCGGUUGUAUCUGGCAACUAGACAACCACGGCCUCAGUUGUCCUUGGAGAGUGCUGCUGCUCUCACUGUUGUCAACUUUACAGUGACCGUUCAUGGUCUGCAUGAUAACCUGCGACAAAUUCUUGUCAAGAAGGAGCGCCCAGAAUUAGAGGAUGAACGACAAAAACUGGUGUUGACGACAUCUUCCUACCAGCGUGCCUUACAAGGUACAGAGGAACGCAUCCUUCAUACUCUGUCUUCUGUUCAGGGCAAUAUCCUAGAAUCUGAGGAGGCCAUUAUGAUACUUCAGGAUACAAAGCAAAUGUCAGAUGAGAUCAAGCAUAAGCAAGAGCAGUGUGUGGAGACAGAAGCUGCUUUGCUUCUGUGCUGUCAGCAAUAUGAAACAGUGUCUAAACCAGCUGCUGCUCUGUACAUGACUUUGGCAAGCCUCGGCGCACUCUCACACAUGUACCAAUUCUCACUAAGCUGGUAUAUUAAUCUAUACAUUUCUGUUAUAGAGACUACUGGCAAGAGCUCAGUAUUGGAGCGUCGGCUGAAACUCUUGCAAGAAUCUCUCGUCUGUCGUGUCCAUUCAGCAGUGGUGUGUGGUCUAUCUGCUGCCCAUAGACUGCCCUAUACUUUCCUCAUUGCUCUGCAUGUUCUCAGAGUAUCAGGUGGUGUGGAUGCCAGUGAGGAGGCCUGGCUCAAUCAUAUGAUGGCAAGCAGAAGCAGUGGAGCUGUGACUGUUCCGGAUUGGCUUCACCCUUCCCUGGUCCCUUCCUGGCCUCAUCUUCAUGACCUCAUGGCCCUUCCCUCCUUUCAAGGAUUGGAAGUUAGUUUAAAACAAGAGGGAGCAACCUGGGGGAAAGUUGUCUCUAGCAAUCUGCCUGAGAAAUCUUUGCUACCCCGUCCAUGGAAUCAUCUCUCGCACAUACCUUGGCUCAUCUUAAUCUCUGCCUUAAGACAAGAUAAGAUAACGUGGGCCGUGAAAAUGAUUAUUGAAGAGGUUCUUGGGCCUCAGUUUGUCUCGCCACCACCUGCAGAUAUAAACAGAUAUCUGGAAGCACCAGUGACUGUGAAAAUAUCAUCUCAUGCCCCUGUAAUUCCUCGAGCUCCAGUUCCCCUGCUGUUGGUGACUACAGCUGGAGUUGAUGCCCUGGAAGAAGUUAUGCUACUAGCUGGUCAAAAACCUCAAGUUACUCUCACAAAUGUAUCUCUUGGUCAAGGACAGUCAGGUGUGGCAGAAGCUGCUGUGAGUGUAAGUGCCUGUGAGGGUGGAUGGGUGGUGCUACAGAACUUGCACCAUGCUUUAGAUUGGCUACCAACCCUGGCUAACAUUAUUACAAGACUCUACACCAACACCACAAAGAGUAAUUCACGUUCUGAUAAUGGCACUCUCAACCCUAACUUUAGGCUAAUCCUCACCACUGAGCCAACAGAUGAGUUCCCUGUUUCCCUGUUGCGGGGUGUGGAGAAGUUGUACAUCGACAGUCCUGGAGAUGCAUAUCAUGCUUUACAAGAAGCCAUUGCUACCCUCAUUCGACAUGCUUCUCACUUACAGUUUGAGGUUGAGGAAGACGAAAUAGAGGCAGCAACAUAUCGCUUGCUCUAUGGCCUGUGCACCUUUCAUACUGUGGUUAGUGAGAGGGGUCGCCAUGGUCAUCUUGCCUGGGCUAGUCCUCCAACCUUCACCAAUGUUGACCUCACACUGGCUCUAAGUGUAGUCAUUUCAAGUGCUGAGGAUGGCCAACAGGUUGACCCGGAGACGCUGGAGUACCUGGUGGGACAAGUUUUCUAUGGAGGGCGUGUGAAGAGAACAGAAGACCAACAGGUCAUCACCAGUAUCUUAAAGGAUGUGCUCAUUAUCUCUCUGAAAAUUCCAGAUGAAGAGGAAUAUCCCCUGCUGGAAGAUACAUCAGGUCCACAAGACAUGAGGCAUGAAGAUACUCUAAAUAAUGGUCUUGGAGAUGAAAAUGACGAAGUAGGGUUGUCUAUACUUUUUCCCGAUUAUAUUGGUAAAGUCGAUGAUCUUCAAGAAUUUGUCAAGGGAGUUACAGGUUUGGAGAGACCUGAGAUUUUUGGCUUACCUGUGGGAGUACAGCACCUUCAAGAGAUAGAAACUGGACAACAUUUUUUGACUGCUUUGGCCACUGUUGCUGGGGCACAAACACUCCAGGGAUCAACAGAAAGCUCUGUAACUAAGGAACUGCAAACACUGAAAAAAAGGCUGCCAGUGCCAAUUAGCCAACUGGAGGAAGUUAAACAAUGUGAAGACAGGGACCUUGUUGAUAUAAUAAAGCGGGAAGUUCAGCAGCUCAACAAUAUACUCCAAACUAUCACUCUUCAGUUAGAUACUGCUCUACAAGCUACAACAGGAGUUGGUGGGCAGGGUUAUGGUUGUGAGGAAGUAGUGUCAGCAGUGGCAUUAGGACACACACCACUUACCUGGGUGAAGAUAUGCACUCACCCUGCCUCCACUGUGCUCAGUCAUUUUCUUCAUGAUCUACAUGCAAGAAUAUACUUCUUCAGAAAUUGGAUAGAGGAUGGAUGUCCCACAUAUUUUAGAUUUGGAGCAUUCCAAUUUCUGCCUGCAUUUCUAAUAACUGUGCAAAGAAAAGUAGCUCACAAAUCUUGUAAACCACUUCAUCACCUAAAUUGGAACUUCCAAUUCACUGAUCUUCUCCCUGAAAACCUGCCUGAUGUUAUUCCAAAUAUUGCUGAAGAUUUGGAAUCUUUGGAUGAGAAAUAUCAGAAUGAAAUUUCAGAUGGACACCCAUUUUAUAAUACAAAUAAAAAUGAAUUAAAAUCCUGGGUAGAGCAAAAUGAGGAAACCAAUGAAGUAAUCAGCACAACUGAUCAGCUGCCACAUGAUGGUGACACCGUUCAGAAACACUCGCCUAAAUUUAUUGGCCUGAACACUGAAGAUUCCAUAAGAAAAUGGCAUGAGCUUGGACAGAAUGGACUGUGUGUGUCUGGACUUUGGCUGGUUGGUGCAUCAUGGAAUACAGCCAGUUAUGAACUUGAGGAGCCUGCAUCUCAAGAACUAAUGGAGCAGUUACCUAUUUUGAACAUGGUCCCGACAGUUUCUAUGGAGAAUGGUUCUUACACAGCAAGAGGACCUGCAUCAUCUUGUACUACAGCACGUUCAUUAUCUCACUUUCUGCCACCAGUAGGCUUAAUGGAAGAAGAUACUGAGGUAGGGAACUUGAAACACAACAUGCAGUCAGAUUCUACUCCGACUACUGAAAUGACAUCAAAUAUUCCAUCAACAUGUGAUGGACCUAGAAUAUUAGAUGCACAAAAUACUGCUUACAUGUUGGCCAAUUCUCUAAAACAAAUGAGUGAUUAUCCUUCUCUAGAUUUUGGAGAGGAAAUGACAACAAGUAGUAAAAGUGAUUUGCCAUCCACUAGGUCAAGAUAUUAUGAAUGCCCUGUGUACGAGGGAGGACCAGAUAGUAGUCCGAGACCACCAGUACUAACUGUUACUCUUCCAGCUGGUGCAAAGGGAGCAAAUUACUGGGUACAAAGAAGAGUAGCAAUGUACAUGUCUAAACACUAAGGAAACUUUUGAAUAAAUUUAUUCCAAAGAAAUUUUUACGAGCAUAAAUUCGUGUAGCCUAGUCUUGUAUAGGGAAAUUACAAUUAUUACUGCAGUUAAAAACAAUGGUGUUGAACCUUAGUACAUAAAAAAAUAUUAUACUACAGUAUUACUGUACUGUACAUUAUUUUACAGCAAGAGCAGUUUAUGCAACUUUAGUCACACCUUCAACCUUGAUUCUUGAACUACAUCUAUAAACUCAUUCAAUUCAAACAAUACCAUGACUUGUGACCAGUCCACCUGUGUUUAAUGUACAAUAUAGUAAUUUAAACCCUUCCAGGUUUAAGGGUUAUAAUAACACAUGUACAGUGCAGUUAUUAUACUAUACGUUGAUCUCCGGGAUUAAUGUGGUAAUCAUCGUACAGUAUGUCAAUUUUUAUUACCAUCCCAUUUGUAGACCCCCCUUUAAGUUAAUUUGAGUAUAAAAUAUAUAUAUGUAUAUGUGUGGAUGAAUAAAGGUGACUAUGAAAAAUGC
Molecule: messenger RNA, 13577 nt
Organism: Procambarus clarkii (red swamp crayfish)
Lineage: Eukaryota; Metazoa; Arthropoda; Malacostraca; Decapoda; Cambaridae
Source: RefSeq, a predicted model, not a curated record